Papaver somniferum (opium poppy) is the source of this 1467-nucleotide messenger RNA. Its product is annotated as protein O-linked-mannose beta-1,4-N-acetylglucosaminyltransferase 2-like. The transcript is spliced from 3 exons. Gene Ontology annotation, molecular function: glycosyltransferase activity. NCBI's taxonomy places the organism in Eukaryota, Viridiplantae, Streptophyta, Magnoliopsida, Ranunculales, Papaveraceae. The coding region runs from base 1 to 1467 and encodes 488 amino acids. The record is from RefSeq and is a predicted model, not a curated record.
AUGACGACAAAUUCAGUUUUGUUCACUUAUGGUAAUUUAUCUACAUCUUGGCUCUAUGUUGAAGAAACUACAUCAACAACUUCUGCAAAUCAUCUCGGGAAGCUAGCAAUCCAUGACACAAGUUCUCAAUGUGUUGAAGAAGAAUGUAGACUCCGCAAAAGUAUUAAUCGAAGUCUUUACAUGCUUAUGCAAUUUCAGGUAAACUUCAGUGAUCAUUCCAGAUACUAUGACUUUAAUUCUAUUGGAAUUUCUAUGUCUUUGGCAGCUAAUGCUGGAUUGAGACCGCUAAUGGAUGGAAGAUGGAACUUGCCAGUGUGCAAUGUGUUUGAACCGAUGUCUGACUUUUGUGAGAUUGAAGGAGAUAUUAGGGUCGAGGGGAAAUCAUCUUCCAUAUAUUUUACUUCGUCCACAAAUGAAUCGUGGAGAAUCAAACCUUAUGCUCGAAAAGGAGACAAUGACGCAAUGAAAUAUGUUACCGAGUUAUCAAUAAUAUCAUUUCUGGAGACUGAUAAACGAGCAACAGCCCCUGACUGCAACAUAAAUCAUUUUACUCCAGCAAUAAUUUUUUCGGUUGGAGGGUAUGCAGGAAACCAGUUCCAUGCUUUCACCGAAGUAUUGCUUCCACUUUAUCUCACUUCUCAUCACUUUCACCAAGAAGUUCAAUUUUUGGUAACUAGUUCACAACCUUACUGGCUUAAGAUGUAUGAAUCAAUUAUGAAACAACUAUCUAGGUAUCCAAUCAUCGAUAUCGACAAAGAAGUUGACGUACAUUGCUACCAAAAAGUAACAGUAGGUCUCAAGCAUCAUAAAGAUUUGGGUAUCGAUCCCACAAAAUCUCCAAAAGGCUAUUCUAUGGUGGAUUUCGCUGAAUUUUUAAGGAUGUCGUACUCAUUGGAACGGUCUUCCGCAAUAAAGAUGGAUGGAGAAUUUCUUAAGAAAAAUGAUAACAAGAAACCAAGACUGUUAAUCCUUUCACGUAAAAGAACAAGAAGAUUUACAAAUGAGGAUGAAAUUGUUACUAUGGCCAAAGAUUUGGGAUAUGAAGUGAUUGUAGCGGAACCCGGGGUGACAACAACUUCAUAUAAUUUCACACACAUUGUGAAUUCAUGCGAUGUGAUGGUCGCUGUGCACGGAGCUGGUUGUACUAAUCUUCUAUUUCUUCCUUCUAAUGCAAUACUAAUUCAAGUCUUUCCGUUGGGUCCUUUGGAAGAAUUUGGCAGGCAUAUUUAUGGAGAACCAGCUGAAGCAAUGAACUUGAGAUACCUUGAGUACAAGAUAACAGUAGAAGAGAGCAGUUUGGUAGAACAAUACCCAGCUGAUCAUGCCAUUUUUAUGGAUCCUGAUUCAUUUUCAGAAAAAGGGUGGAGUGCAGUGAAGUCUGUAUAUUUAGACCAACAAAGUGUAAAGCUUGAUGUUGGUAGAUUUAAGGAUACUUUGUUAGAAGCACUUGAGCUUCUUCAUCACUAG